Molecule: messenger RNA, 786 nt
Organism: Paramuricea clavata
Lineage: Eukaryota; Metazoa; Cnidaria; Anthozoa; Malacalcyonacea; Plexauridae
Source: the annotation of a GenBank genome assembly
AUGGCAAUGCUGAUAGAAUUCAACAUCGAUCGUUUCGCGAUCCAUAAUGGUUUUGUAUUGGUCAUCGUCAAUAGAUCAUUCCAAGGAUCAUGGCUACCAGAUCGUCCAGGGGCAGAGGUUGACAAAACUAAAAUAGUAACGUUUUGUACAAAUUUUCGUUAUAAUUUCCAUACUCGGGACAAUCUCAAAGCACAAGAAAUGAAAGACGUUUGUGAGGAAAUUUCCGCAAAUGUCAAUUUCAGCACCUACGAUGCAUUUAUUUGUUUCAUAUCAAGCCAUGGAGACGAAGGGAAUGCUAUAUACGGAGUUGAUGGUAACUCAGUCACCGUUGAUGAGAUCGUAAGUCAGUUUAAAGGCAUACCUUCAUUAGCAAACAAGCCAAAGCUUUUUUUCAUGCAAAAUUGCAGAGGGAGGAACAUUGACCUAGGCCAAUCAGCGGUUAUGGAACAAGCCGAGGUACAAGCCGAUCACGGUUCACGUCCACCUACACCCAUUCGUCUUCCCAUCGAAGCUGAUAUACUGGUUUCCUAUUCAAGCGUUGAUGGCUACGAACCAUAUAGAGAUGUUAGCACAGGUUCAUGGUUUAUCACCAAACUGACGGAAAUUUUGAACGAGCAUGAACCCAACAUGAAUUUGACUGAUUUGCUUAGUAUGGUAAACAAGAGGGUUGCCAGGGUGGAUAGUCGUGGAAGGAAACAAAUGCCGUGUUUUACGAGCACUUUAAGAAAGCCAGUAUAUUUCAAAAUGAGGAGAAUUGGAAGAACAUUAACGCCUGACUUAUUAUAA